AUGUAUGUUGCAAGUUGCAACAAUGCUCUUUCAUCUUCAUCUUGUACAUCAAAGGCCAACAACAUGACAGCCCCUGCUGCCAGCAACCACCUUCUUCACCCAACAACAGCAGACCCAUCCCAGUCCCAGCCCAGCUUCAGAGCAAACUCAGCAGCAGGCCUCGGGGUCAGAGAGAUCACGCUACCCAAUGGCGACGUCUACUCCGGCACGCUCUCAUCAUCAUCAUCAUCACAUUCGCAGCAGGUGCCCGAGGGCACGGGCCGCUACGUCUGGGCCGCCGGCAGCUGCUGCGUGUACGAGGGCGGGUGGAAGAGGGGCGCGAGGCACGGCCAUGGCAGAACCCUCUGGCCCUCCGGGGCCGUCUACGAGGGCGACUACUCCGCCGGGUUCAUGGACGGCCAGGGGACCUAUGUCGUCGGCGUCGCCGGCCCCUGCACCACCAGCUCCUCUUCAUCAUCAUCAUCCUAUAACUACAAGGGGCAGUGGAAGCUGGACCGCAAGCACGGCCACGGCCUCCAGACGUACCCCAACGGGGACACAUUCGAGGGCUCCUGGGUGCAGGGCCACAUGGAGGGCCAUGGCUGCAGGUACACCUGGGCCAACGGCAACACCUACGUCGGCACCAUGAGGAACGGCACCAUGUUCGGCAAAGGGGUGCUCACAUGGAGCGCCACCGGGGACUCGUUUCAGGGGAACUGGCUCGACGGCGCCAUGCACGGCUACGGGCUCUACACCUGGGAGGACGGCGGGUGCUACCUCGGGACGUGGACCAGGGGACUCAAGGAUGGAAAGGGCACAUUCUAUCCUAAGAAGUGCAGACUUCCUGCCAAUCACCAGCUCUACAUCGAUGAUCUGAGGAACAGGGGCGUGCUGCCUGAUGACAUGUCAACAAAUGACACCUCCUCUUCUUCCCUCGAUGCGAAGGCCGACACAGAUCAAGAGCCUGCUGCUGCACCAGCACAUCUUAACAAGUCCUGGAGAAACUUGAGCUUGGAGCGGCCUCCGGUAAAGAAGCCGUCUCUGCAGAGGCGCUGGAGCAUCGGAGUGGCCAUCGACAAGAUCAUCGGCGCUCAUGAGCCAAUAAGUGGUGCAGGUUCUGAAACACAAACACAACAAAACAUGGCUGCUUGUUCUAGCCUGCCGAUACUGGAAAGGGAGUACGCGCAGGGCGUUCUCAUCAGCGAGGUCGUGCUGAACAAGAGCUGCCUGGAAGACUCGUCCAAGAAGCUGAGCCGUCGGCAGAGCAGGGCGGCCAAGGAUGUCAAAAGGCCAGGGGAGAUGAUAAUCAAAGGGCACAGGAGCUAUGAUCUGAUGCUCUGUUUACAGCUUGGGAUCAGGUACACGGUUGGGAAGAUUACGCCGAUUCAGAGGCGUCAAGUGCAAGCCUCUGAUUUCGGCCCCAAGGCUAGUUUCUGGAUGAACUUCCCCACAAAAGGAACACGGCUUACUCCUGCGCACCGUGCUGUCGAUUUUAAGUGGAAGGACUACUGUCCGGUGGUCUUCAGAAAUUUGAGGGAGAUGUUCAAGCUUGAUACAGCAGAUUACAUGAUUUCCAUUUCUGGAAGUGACGCGCUUAGGGAGCUGUCGUCUCCUGGAAAGAGUGGAAGUAUGUUUUUCUUAUCGCAAGAUGACCGCUUCAUGAUCAAGACUCUUCGCAAAUCUGAAGUGCAGGUUCUUUUGCGUAUGCUUCGAGACUAUUACCGCCAUGUCCAUACUUAUGAUAACACACUCGUGACUAAAUUUUUUGGCCUCCACCGGGUGAAACCUUCCAGCGGGCAAAAGUUCAGAUUUGUAGUGAUGGGCAACAUGUUCUGCACACAACUUAGAAUCCAUCGAAGAUUCGAUUUGAAAGGUUCAUCCUUAGGCAGAUCUACUGACAAAGUUAAAAUCGACGAGAACACGACGCUCAAAGACCUGGAUCUGAACUACUCAUUUUAUCUCGAGCCUUCUUGGCGGGAUGCUUUGCUCAAGCAGAUUGAGAUCGACAGCGAAUUUCUGAAGAAUCAGGGCAUAAUGGACUACAGCUUGCUUCUUGGUUUCCAUUACCGGGCUCGCCAAAGCCUUGUAAGAGGAGGGUCAUUGCCUGAAAGCAUUUUGCAAGAUAACAAACUAGCCGUUCUUUCGGAACAAGAUGCCAUGGAGGAUGAUACCGCCUAUAACGACUACCGCGAAGGGCUGGUUUUGGUGCAGCGAGGCAGCAACCAAGAUGGUAAAGUCGCAGUCGGCCCUCACAUAAGAGGGAGCCGCCUGCGAUCAUCGUCUGCUUGUUACGAGGAAGUGGAUCUCCUGCUUCCAGGCACAGCAAGGCUUCAGAUCCAGCUAGGGGUGAACAUGCCGGCGAGAGCAGAGAAACAAGAGAAAGACGGCGGCAAAUCGCUCCGUCAGGUGUACGACGUGGUGCUCUACAUAGGGAUCAUCGACAUCCUGCAGGAGUACAGCAUGAGGAAGAAGGUGGAGCACGCCUACAAGUCCAUCAAAUACAACCCCCAGUCGAUAUCGGUCGUGGAGCCCCGGUUCUACUCGGAGCGCUUCCUCAACUUCAUCCGCACCGUCUUCCCAGAAAACUCACCCAACCAAUAA
This is a messenger RNA of Triticum turgidum subsp. durum (durum wheat), 2580 nucleotides long. The record is from the annotation of a GenBank genome assembly. NCBI's taxonomy places the organism in Eukaryota, Viridiplantae, Streptophyta, Magnoliopsida, Poales, Poaceae.